CGAAUAAGCAAAAAAAAAAAAAAAAAAAAAAAAAAGUAGUAGCGCAAGAAAGUGGUAGUGGUGGUGUUGGGUUUAUCUGAUGAAGAUCGAGGAAUUAGAGGAGUGUGAGGAUGGAGCAGACGACGGCGUUUCGGGGAGGCAGAUUGUGAUUGUGAGGAGCGUUGACGCCAAGAGAGCCAUCGUCGGAGCCGGUGCUCGGAUCCUCUUUUACCCUACCCUUUUGUAUAAUGUGCUUCGCAACAAGAUCGAGUCCGAGUUCAGAUGGUGGGACCAAGUUGACCAGUUCUUGCUGCUGGGUGCGGUUCCAUUUCCCAAAGAUGUUCCACGGUUGAAGCAGCUUGGUGUGGGUGGUGUCAUUACUUUGAAUGAACCUUAUGAAACUUUGGUUCCCACAUCCUUAUAUCUUGCCCAUGAGAUUGACCACCUAGUAAUUCCCACAAGAGAUUAUCUCUUUGCUCCUUCAUUUGUGGAUAUCAGCCAAGCUGUGGACUUCAUUCACCAGAACGCAUCUUCUGGUCGAACUACGUAUGUUCACUGUAAAGCUGGGCGAGGAAGGAGUACAACCAUUGUUCUUUGCUAUUUGGUGAGGUACAAGCACAUGACACCUAUUGAUGCCCUGGAAUAUGUGCGGUCUAGAAGACCUCGGGUGCUGCUAGCGCCUUCACAGUGGAAGGCUGUUCAAGAGUACUGCAAGCGUGAAUCAUCUACAAUUGCAUGCUCUCCUUCAGGGGAUGCAGUUCUGAUAACAAAAGCUGAUCUUGAAGGAUAUCAUGGCAAUUAUGAUGGUGAUACUGGUAAGCAGCUGGCCAUGGUCCCCAAAGCAGCAAAGGCUCGGCCAAUGAUAGCAAGGCUAUCUUGUUUUUUUGCAUCCUUGAAAGUUUCUGGUGGUUGUUUAGCAGUGUCUAGGCAGCUGCCGGUAGCAGAGGCACGUGCUUGCUAAGCCCUUGCACAUCACAAAUAUGUAAGGGGCUAGUUACUUGUACAGGAGCAUUAUGGAAAUAAGUAUAGAAAUUUUAUUGAUUUCCCAGGUUUGCGGUAGCUUUGUCUUUAAGAGAGAGAGAGAAAGAGAGAGAGAGAGAGAGAGAGUACGGCAGAUUUCAAGAUUGUAACACUGUAUUCAUGUUGAGGCGUGACUUGCAGUUUCACUUGUACAUAAACUGUCGGAUCAAUUUUUUUCAUUUCCAUAAUCAUUUUGCUUAUGUACGUCCUGGUUUGUGCCAAUGGAAUAAAUGAGUUAUUGCCUCAGAAA
This is a messenger RNA of Quercus lobata, 1249 nucleotides long. RefSeq names its product Phosphotyrosine protein phosphatases superfamily protein. The record is from RefSeq and is a predicted model, not a curated record. Lineage: Eukaryota; Viridiplantae; Streptophyta; Magnoliopsida; Fagales; Fagaceae. Bases 80 to 940 code for a protein of 286 amino acids. Gene Ontology annotation, biological process: protein dephosphorylation. Gene Ontology annotation, molecular function: phosphoprotein phosphatase activity. The transcript is spliced from 6 exons.